This is a messenger RNA of Plasmopara halstedii, 1083 nucleotides long. RefSeq lists its product as uncharacterized. NCBI's taxonomy places the organism in Eukaryota, Oomycota, Peronosporomycetes, Peronosporales, Peronosporaceae. The coding region runs from base 1 to 1083 and encodes 360 amino acids. The record is from RefSeq and is a predicted model, not a curated record. The transcript has 3 exons.
AUGCCAGUCGUAGACGACGUCGCAAGCGACGUUGCUCGACUCUUCACGAAAGGUUACGAAGGAGGUGAUUUGAUUACUUGGCUGGGAACUUAUCGAACUACAGCGAUCGAACCGAUCGAACCAAUCCCUACCUCCAUCGACAAGUAUAUUGACAGCCUCGUGUAUGGUUUAUGGCGUAAUGAGAAGACCCCUGCAUUACAAUCUGAAGACAAUGCGAAAUUGGUCGUUAAGGCUUUGGAGGAGAAGAAUCUUGCCGCUGCAUUUAAUAAUAAAUUAGGUGGUGAGAGAAUUGUUAAAACGUUUAAGGCGCUGCUGAACGACGAGAAUCUCGCUGAAACGCUUCAAAAUGUGAUCAAUAACAAGUACCUAGUGUGGAUACUCAAAGAGAGUUUGAAGCGUAACGAUCUGCUGUACCCUAAAUCGUGUCUGACAGAAGGUUAUGAAACGCUGAAGCCUAGUAAAGUUGAUGUUAUGAAUGUGCUCCAAAUGUUGGUCAUGGAUAAUGAGAAUUCGCAGUUGAUCAAAGCAACUUUGGAGAUUGCUGUCGAUCUUAAGAUGCUGGGAAAAGCUUUUGAAGGAGCAAGACGUUUAAACUCGGUUGAGGAUAUGCUAGGUAGGACGGAAUUGGAUACGGUAGAGUCGCUCAACGCGAUUUUCGACGAUCAGGAGAAAGUGCAAUUGCUUAGAGAGGCUGUCAGGUAUGAAGAUCAUUUCAAAAAAUUUAGAUUGGUUUUGGACGACAAGAAAAGGUUUUCAAGACACAAAAAGGAACUAGCUGAUGAGAAAUGGGCGGAGAAGUUCGAUGCGUUGCUAGAGGAUAUGAAUCUAGUGUUUUUUCUCAGAGUGGCUAUCAAGGAUGAUGGUCGUGCGAAGUUGUUUCGAGCGGCUUUGGAGAGAUCGAUACUUGAGGAAGAUAAGCAGCUGCAUUGGCUUAAAGAGGCUGUUUCGGAAGAUUUUGGUGGGAAUUUUAAAGUUGCUUUGGAUUUGAGAGACAGAAAGUUGCUGGUUGAAGAGAUAGUGAAGUAUCUCGAGCCUCUUGUAGAGGAUGAAAGACGACGUAAGAAACUCCGUCUCAAUGUCUAA